This is a messenger RNA of Mytilus trossulus (common blue mussel), 1562 nucleotides long. RefSeq lists its product as uncharacterized. The transcript is spliced from 4 exons. The coding region runs from base 139 to 1026 and encodes 295 amino acids. Lineage: Eukaryota; Metazoa; Mollusca; Bivalvia; Mytilida; Mytilidae. The record is from RefSeq and is a predicted model, not a curated record.
GGUAAUAUAACACAAGAAAGCUACAAAUGGCACUUUUCAAUUUAUCGACAUAUGUCAGACACUAUAAUUUAGAAUAGGCGUGGAAUUUUAAUAGAAAAGAUUUAAUUUCCUGAUACGACCUUUCAUUUGUCUUUUGUUAUGCCACUGACAUUAUAUGCUAAAGUCACGGAAAACCGAUCUAAACAUACGGAUACCUGGAGUGCAAUCAGUAUGCUGUAUUUAGCAAGUCUUAUCUUCCUUAUUCAAAGUAUGUUCAUAUUAUGCGUUGCUGAGUUUCGAACCCAAACAUUUGAAAUGGAAACAGGAAUAAAAAUUGUUGCAGAACCAACAAGAGCUGAAAUAAGUGGGGUAGCAUCUAGACUUACGUGUGCUGGAAUGUGUUCAAGUUCAAAUACGUGUUGUUCUUCAAGUUACGAGAAUACGACAUGCUAUCUAGACUCUAUCUGCAAUCCUGUAACAGAAAUAUGUAAUAAUGCUGUGACGAUUAGGAAAAUUAUUAAUUGCCAACAAGAAAAUGUAAAUGGUUUUUGCAACGUUGCAUACAGACGACAAACCUCACAAUCAACCACAUAUAUUGAUCAGCCUCAGACGAGCGGACAUUCUUGCAAUGGAGUAGACGGAUUGGAAUUCACAGAUUUCUUUACAGGAUCAUGUGUACACACAAUGACUGAAUCUUCACCCUGGUGGCAGGUAGAUUUAGGAGCAGUUUAUACGGUCGAAUUCAUCAACAUUUCUGCAAGAAAUGAUUUCCCAGAAUAUUUUCACUAUGACAAGUUUAGCAACAUUCAAAUAACAGUUGAUGGACUUUCAUGUGCAAAUUACGCAGGACCGCCUGCAUUGUCGGAAAUAAAUGAACCUAUAACAAUAACUUGUGCAGCUAGUACAACAGGACGACACCUUAAAAUAGAAAGACAGGUAUCUGGAAAUUUACAGUUCUGCGAAAUCAGAGUCUUUGCAAGUCUUACCACAUGUCCAAAUCCUGUAGAGGCAUGGACCUGCCGGGAUAUUCCAAGCAUUUGUGAAUAGGUUUAGUCUUGUGGUUAAUUAACGUUACAUUGUACGGAAGAAUGUUUUUGUGCAAAUACGUAUGGUGACGUGUAUAGAUACAAAAGUAUGAAGAUGUGAUUUGAUUGCCAAUAUAUGAGACAACUUUCCACCAGUAGACCAAUGUUAACACUUACCGUAGUGUUAACAUUGGCACAGUGACAUACUAUAACAAUCGUCUAUAAGUAACACUAACAUUGGGGGAAAAAGCUGAAAGUAAUAUUAUAUUCAUUUUGAGUAAACCAAUUGAGUUAUUUGCUUCUUCAUACUUGACGCAUAUUGUUUCUUCAUACUUGACGCAUAUUGUUUCUUCAUACUUGACGCAUAUGUAAUCUUCAUUAACGUACAAUCUAAAAUGUUAUCAUUUAUACAUAAUGUAUUUGUAAUCUAUAAACCUAAGCAUGUUCUUAUUUUCAAAUAUUUUGUUUUUAAAAAGAACUAAAAAAAGUAAUAUAUAUAACAUUAAUGGAUUUUAACUAUAUAUGUAAUAGAACACUGACUUAAUUUUCAUGAUAUUG